This is a messenger RNA of Rotaria sp. Silwood1, 810 nucleotides long. The record is from the annotation of a GenBank genome assembly. NCBI's taxonomy places the organism in Eukaryota, Metazoa, Rotifera, Eurotatoria, Philodinida, Philodinidae.
AUGUGUCAAUCACGUUUGGCCCGUUUUUGUGUUAAUCAUUUGCAUUCUGAUAAACCACUAAAUCAUUAUGCAAUACUAAAACGUUUAAGUAAUUUACUGGAAGAAUGUAGUAUAAAUAAUUCCGAUGAUUAUACUAAAAUAGAAGAUUUGAUAAACCAAUAUGGACAAAAUGCAAUUGAACAAUUACUUCAUUUAUAUACACUUGAAACAAAAUUUUAUCGAAUAUUGCAUAAAGAUUGUUUACCAUUAGCUUUACCAUUAUUUAUACAUUUACCAAAUCUAAAAGAACGAUUUUUUAAAGGUCGUGUUUAUCGUGGUGUGCACAUGACAUACGAAGUAUUAUUAGUAUAUCAAAUGGCUAUGGAAACACCAGGAACAGUGCUACAAACACGUUCAUUUUCUUCAACAUCUAUUAAUCGUUGUGUUGCUGAACACUUUGCACAUUUAGAAAAGAAAAAUAAUGAAAGGGAAUUCAGUGUUUUACUUAUAUUCGAUUUUCCUGAUGUAUGUGAUCAAGCUAUUAAUCUUACAAGAAUAUCAAAUGAUAAACCAUGUUUAAGUGAAUAUGAAGAUGAAAAUGAAGUACUUAUUUUACCAUGGACUUUAUUUGAAGUAAAACAUAUACGAAAUGCAACGGAUGAAGAUGAAUUAUUUACUAUAUAUUUAACUAAUAUUAUCAUAACAAAAAAAAAUCUUUUAUCAACAUUUAAAUGGAGUUGGGUUGAAUUCAAAAAAGGAAUUAUUAAAGAAAAAAAAUUAAAAUUUGAUUGUGCAUUUCAAAAACAUAAAACAUCAAUGUCUAAAAAUUAA